AUGGUCCUCAACGUGUUCGCCAGCUCCUUUUCGGGCAAGUGCAGGCGCUUCUUCGGCGCCCUGAACCGCAAGAAGCUGACCAGCUUCGACGAGGGCUCCCCGCUGAACCGAUGCCUCAACCUGGUGGACCUCACCGCCCUCGGCGUGGGCGCCACCCUCGGGCUGGGGGUGUACGUGUUGGCCGGGUCCGUGGCCAAGACGGUGGCCGGGCCAGCGGUUUGCAUAUCCUUCUUGGUGGCCGCCGUGGCUUCGGCAGUGGCAGGUCUGUGCUACGCCGAAUUCGCGGCGAGGGUGCCCAAGGCAGGGUCGGCGUACGUCUACAGCUACGUCAGCGUGGGCGAGUUCGUGGCCUUCGUCAUCGGCUGGAACCUCAUCCUGGAGUACGUGAUAGGUACGGCGAGCGUGGCCAGCGGCAUGAGCUCCUACAUCGACUCGCUGGUGGAUAAGAAGAUCCAGAAGAGCUUCCGGGAGGCCAUGCCGAUCGACAUCAGUUUCCUCUCGCCCUAUCCGGACUUCCUCUCGUUCACCUUCGUUAUGGUUUUAACUCUUCUCCUCGCUUUCGGCGUGAAGGAAUCCUCGCUGAUCAACAACGUGUUCACGGUGAUAAAUCUGUUGACCAUUUUAUUGGCCAUAAUCGCCGGAUCUAUCCAUGCAACGACGGAUUACUGGAAAAUCGACCCGGCCACUCUGUCCGAAGACGACAGAAAACUGGCCGGCAACGGCGGUUUCAUCCCCUUCGGCGUGACGGGGAUCAUGGAGGGCGCCGCCAAGUGUUUCUACGGCUUCGUCGGAUUCGACGCCGUCGCCACCACCGGCGAGGAGGCCAAGAACCCGCAGAGGGACAUCCCGCUGGCCAUCGUCAUCUCCUUGGCCAUAAUAUUCGGCGCUUACUUCUCCAUUUCCACCGUUUUGACCAUGGCGGUGCCCUAUUACCUGCAGGACAGCGACGCCCCGUUUCCUGCUGUAUUCGACAGGUACGGUUUACCGGCUAUCAAAUGGAUCGUUACUAUCGGAGCCGUGUUCGCCCUUUGCACCAGCAUGCUGGGCGCCAUGUUCCCUCUACCGCGCGUUCUCUACGCCAUGUCCAACGACGGGAUUAUUUUUAAACAACUGUCCAAGGUCCACAAGAAGACCAAAACCCCCAUCGUUGCCACUCUCAUUUCCGGACUCUUAUCCGGCAUAAUGGCGAUAAUGUUCGAUUUGGACCAACUAAUAGACAUGAUGUCGAUCGGUACGCUGAUGGCCUACACCAUAGUAGCAAUAUCAGUCCUACUGUUGAGAUACGAGCCCGACGAACUGGACGCCGAAGAAUUCUCGAAACCGACCAAAGACGAGAGCGCCAUGUACAGAAACCUAAAGAACGUCUUCAAUCUGGGCGGCCUCAAUCGUCCCACCAAGCAAUCCUCCAUCAUAGUCAAUUGGAGCAUCGUCUUGUUCAGCUGCUUCACCGCCCUCUUCUGCGCCAUCGUCGCCAAGGGCCGCAAAUCCGUCUUCACCGAGUCCUAUUAUUUGGCCGCCUUCGUCAUCACUGUGGUAGGCAUGGGGGUCUUGAUGGUGAUCAUGAUACGACAACCUAUGGCCGACGUCGAGCUAUCGUUCAAGGUACCAUUGGUUCCGUACAUACCUUGCCUCAGCGUGGUCUUCAAUUUGUACCUGAUGUUCCAGCUGGAUCUGCACACGUGGAUACGUUUCUUAGCUUGGUUAUUCGUGGGUUUGCUGAUUUACUUCAUGUACGGAAUAAGCCACAGCGAGGAGAGGGAGGAAGGACGGGCGGCGAGGAUGGUGCGCAAGGAGCACCGGGACAACGAGAACAAGCUAAAGGAGGACGAGCGCAAGAUGGCCGAGCAGCAGGAGAAGGAAGUGACGUCGUUCUGA
Molecule: messenger RNA, 1875 nt
Organism: Phyllotreta striolata
Lineage: Eukaryota; Metazoa; Arthropoda; Insecta; Coleoptera; Chrysomelidae
Source: the annotation of a GenBank genome assembly